UGCUCAACAAAGUCAAAGGCAUCGUCCUUCUCGAGUUCAUGACAUACGAGUAGUCAUUCUGUUUUCUUUCCCAUGCCCAUUCUUCCACGGACUGCACUGUCGCUCAUGCUGGCUUAUCAACGGUCCUUCCCUGGCGUCUCUUGCGCAUCCGCACGCCGCGCCAUCAGCAAUCGACCAGCAGUUCGCGUCCUCUGCCUGGCUGCUGCUGUUUUGCACACCAUCCCAUGCCUCGCAGCUGAUACAGGUAACCAGUACUGUUCAGCAUCUACAACCUCAGCUAGUCAGCAACACUGCAAACAACCACCGUCUACAGAGAAGGCUUCUACUCCUGUCACACAAGAGACUCGUCGCUUCUCCACAGGCAUGGCGUGGAGGGCAAACGCUAAGGAUAAUGAAGACCUUAUUGAUCAGCUAUUGAAACACAAUGUUGUCCAGUCGAAGCGGGUUGAGGAAGCCAUGCGUGCCAUCGACCGAGGUAACUACGUGUCAAAGACACGCGCGUACCAAGACGCUCCACAAACUAUAGGUUACCAUGUGACAAUCAGUGCACCACACAUGCAUGCAUACGCACUGCACAUUCUAGAAGACCAUCUCAAACCCGGCAUGACCGCUCUGGAUGUUGGCUCCGGGAGUGGCUACCUUGCGUCGUGUAUGGCCCAGAUGGUUGGGCCUACUGGUCGUGUUGUGGGAAUUGAUCACGUCAAGGAGCUGGUGGAUAUGUCCGUCACCAAUGUCAAGAAGGGGGAGGAAAGGCAAUACUUGGAAGAUGGGCGUAUGAAGCUUGUUGUUGGAGACGGGCGGCAGGGGUUUGCGGACGCUGCGCCGUUCGAUGCCAUUCACGUCGGAGCUGCUGCUGCUGAAGUACCGAAAGCGUUGCUAGAACAACUGAAGGAAGGCGGUCGUCUGGUCAUACCCGUUGGGCCGGAGCAUGGCGAUCAAUCUCUGGACCAGGCCGACAAGCUUGCUGGCGGCGAGAUCAAGUGGGAGAGGCUGAUGGGCGUACGCUACGUACCGCUGACUUCGCUCGACCACCAGCUCGGCCAUUGAUGCAUGCUUUGCCUGCUGUGUGUGUGUGUUCUACUGCUGCGCUCGCUGUGUCCGCAUCUCGUCGCAAGCUCUCAUCUGCUGAAGAGCUGGUAUUGCAAUGCAUGGUACGUAGAAUCUUGCCUGCAUGGAGCCAUGCUAGUUUUUAUUCCAGCAUGUAAUGACUAACGGCUUGGCCCGUCCUAAUCCAGGUGAGCUUCCAUGGUGACCACCGGUAUCUGUAUACGUCAUCCGGUUUGAGAGUAAUUUCAAUAUUAAUUUGAGGAGGUAUGGCUAACAGUAUAGCUAUCCCAGUUGUGUGUAGCUGGAUCGAAUUCCAGUAUCUGUUUAGAUCGAAACUAACUUGUCAGACUAAUCCUGAUCUGGAGAAGCACUUCCGGCUUCAUCAAUCAUGCUUCAUCCGGAAUAGACAAUCCCCUGAGCCCGCGUUGUUGUUGUUUUAGAAUUGAAACUGGCUGAAUUGCGUUUACACACUUUAGCACGACUAGCCUUUCACAGGAAUAGCCCACGCGAAGCUUUGCUUUGAUGAACAUGAUACCUCCCAGCCGUUGCUUUUCCCUGUACCGUUUGUACGCCCCACUCUAGAAUAGUUGUCCUGCUACCCUCGACCACGCAUGUGCGUGUGCAGCUGCUGACUAGCUUGCGCGCAUUUGAUAUCUAGUGUUUUACUCUGCAGCACGGGUGCCGUUUUGUGCACAUUCACGUGCACUAGUAUCUAUACUGCUCUUGUGAGAUUCCAGGUAAUUGGGAACUCGUGGCCUGGCACAAGGGAAACAUGGAUGCAGUGGAUGGGA
Molecule: messenger RNA, 1838 nt
Organism: Sycon ciliatum
Lineage: Eukaryota; Metazoa; Porifera; Calcarea; Leucosolenida; Sycettidae
Product: protein-L-isoaspartate(D-aspartate) O-methyltransferase-like
Exons: 9
Coding region: 73-1047 (324 amino acids)
Biological process (GO): protein modification process
Cellular component (GO): cytoplasm
Molecular function (GO): protein-L-isoaspartate (D-aspartate) O-methyltransferase activity
Source: RefSeq, a predicted model, not a curated record